Molecule: messenger RNA, 1608 nt
Organism: Babesia ovata
Lineage: Eukaryota; Apicomplexa; Aconoidasida; Piroplasmida; Babesiidae
Product: DEAD box polypeptide 17
Exons: 2
Coding region: 1-1608 (535 amino acids)
Cellular component (GO): nucleus; ribonucleoprotein complex; cytoplasm
Molecular function (GO): RNA binding; ATP binding; RNA helicase activity
Source: RefSeq, a predicted model, not a curated record
AUGUCAAGCGCUCCUUAUUAUACGAGCGAUCCCAGAUCGACGUACGGGGGAGGCGCCUCGCGCGGAUAUGGUGGAGGUGCCAGUAGGGGCUACGGCUCAGGCAAUGGCGGAUAUCGCGGCUUCGGCGGUUCUUCGAGUGGAUACGACAGCAACGCCCUUGGCAGUAAAUUGAUGCCAAUCGACUGGUCCAAGGAGACGUUGGUGCCCUUCGAAAAAAACUUCUACAAGGAACAUGACGAAGUGAAAUCCAUGUCGCAGGCCGACGUGGACCGCAUCAGGAAAGAGAAGGAGAUCACUAUUAUCGCCGGAAAGGACGUUCCCAAGCCAGUGGUUUCAUUCGAUCAAACCUCUUUCCCCGAUUAUAUCAUCAAAGCUAUCGCCGCCGCCGGAUUCACAUCCCCGACGCCCAUCCAAGUUCAAGGAUGGCCUAUCGCUCUCUCAGGAAGGGAUGUAAUCGGUAUCGCCGAAACGGGUUCAGGGAAGACACUUGCAUUCCUACUACCUGCGGUAGUACAUAUCAAUGCGCAGCAUCUACUUAGGCCAGGCGACGGGCCGAUCGUACUUGUCCUUGCUCCCACCAGGGAAUUGGUGGAGCAGAUCCGACAGCAGUGCACGCAGUUCGGGGCAAGUUCGCGUAUCAAGAGCUCUGUCGCAUACGGUGGUGUACCAAAGAGGCAGCAGUCGUACGAGCUCAGGCGUGGUGUAGAAAUCUUGCUGGCGUGCCCCGGAAGACUCAUCGAUUUCCUUGAGUCGGGGGUCACCAACCUGAGACGCGUCACUUACCUCGUCCUCGACGAGGCAGAUCGCAUGCUUGAUAUGGGUUUCGAGCCACAGAUCAGGAAGAUUGUGAGCCAAAUCCGGCCCGACAGACAGACUCUCAUGUGGUCUGCCACUUGGCCCAAGGAAGUACAAUCGCUGGCUCAUGAUCUUUGCCGCGAGGAGCCCGUACACAUAAACAUCGGAUCGCUAGACCUGAAGACUUGCCACAACGUAUCGCAAGAGGUAUAUGUCAUUGGUGAACAAGAGAAACGCGCACAAUUGAAGAAGAUUUUGGCUAAAAUCCCUGAUGGUACCAAGGUGCUCAUCUUCGCUGACACGAAGAAGACCGCAGACUCGCUCACCAGGGAGCUCAGGCUGGACGGAUGGCCAGCUCUGAGCAUCCACGGUGACAAGAAGCAAGAGGAGCGCAACUGGGUGCUCAACGAAUUCAAGAAUGGCAAGCACCCGAUCAUGGUCGCAACGGACGUCGCCUCCAGAGGUCUGGAUGUGCGCGAUGUCAAAAUUGUGGUGAAUUUCGAUUUCCCCAACCAAAUCGAAGACUACGUGCACCGCAUCGGGCGUACCGGACGUGGAGGGAAUAAGGGCGCGUCUUACACCUUCCUAACUCCGGACAAGGGUCGCAUCGCCAGGGAGCUCGUGAAGCUCAUGCGCGAAGCGAACCAGACCAUCAGCCCCGAGCUUUCCAAACUAGCGAACGAAAGGUUUGGAGGCGGUGGCGAGAAUCGCAGGUGGGGUGGUUACGGUGGAGGGAACUACGGUUAUGGCGGACGCUACGGAGGGGGCUACCACAGCAGCUCCAACGCGAUGCCUAUGGGGAGGCGUUAUUAG